This is a messenger RNA of Echinostoma caproni, 1095 nucleotides long. The record is from the annotation of a GenBank genome assembly. NCBI's taxonomy places the organism in Eukaryota, Metazoa, Platyhelminthes, Trematoda, Plagiorchiida, Echinostomatidae.
CUCACGGCGGAGGGUGAAUCGUUGGACCCGGCAUCACUGGAAGCUAGACGGCGUCUGCUCGAUGCACAGUAUGGAGCAGGACUCACGGCGGAGGGUGAAUCGUUGGACCCGGCAUCACUGGAAGCUAGACGGCGUCUGCUCGAUGCACAGUAUGGAGCAGGACUCACGGCGGAGGGUGAAUCGUUGGACCCGGCAUCACUGGAAGCUAGACGGCGUCUGCUCGAUGCACAGUAUGGAGCAGGACUCACGGCGGAGGGUGAAUCGUUGGACCCGGCAUCACUGGAAGCUAGACGGCGUCUGCUCGAUGCACAGUAUGGAGCAGGACUCACGGCGGAGGGUGAAUCGUUGGACCCGGCAUCACUGGAAGCUAGACGGCGUCUGCUCGAUGCACAGUAUGGAGCAGGACUCACGGCGGAGGGUGAAUCGUUGGACCCGGCAUCAUUGGAAGCUAGACGGCGUCUGCUCGAUGCACAGUAUGGAGCAGGACUCACGGCGGAGGGUGAAUCGUUGGACCCGGCAUCACUGGAAGCUAGACGGCGUCUGCUCGAUGCACAAUAUAGUUCAGGACUCAUGACCGGAGGUAAAACGCUAGAUCCGUCUACAACGGAGGCAAGGAAAAGGUUUUUCGAGGAAAAAUAUGGAAGUGGACCAAUGGUUGCUGACGAAUGGCUAGAUCCAGGAUCGUUGGAAUUUAAACGGAUACUCUUGGAUGCUAAACAUGGAGAAGGAUUAUUGGAUGGGAAUAAACUGGUUGAUCCAUCAUCAGUGGAAGCUAGGAGAUUAAUGGAUGAAAAACACGAACGAGAAAAAGCAAAACUGAAAGGGAUUCGGAGUGAGACGAUUGAUCCCAUCUCUCGCACCAUGCUAAAAAAGCUGGCUAUGGAAAACGCAAAACGAAGAGGAGAAUAUAUACCGUCUGGUGACCCCGAAUCUUGGAUGGACGUGGAAAGCAUUGAUGAUCAUAUCAAUUCCAUAGGUGAAAAACAAUAUUUAGAUGAAAUGCGUAGACGUCCAGUGGCCUUGGCUGAUCUUGCUAAUGAGCAAGAGGAGGAACUUUGUUUCAACAUUCAAAAGAAAUGGGAGCUCUGGGAGUGA